CUAUUCCAUUCAUUGCCUAACACUCACCGAAAACAAACGAUGACUCUUGUCGGAAGCAUUCUUGGCUUCUCAGCGUUUGGUCUGGUUUCGCGUUUCGGCCAGCUCGCCAUCCAAAAGCGGAACCUCGCGGACAACCUGGGUGGCCACCUGAUUGCCAUGGGCGUUUUCGGCGCCGCCGGAUACUACAUGCACCAGUGGGAUGAACGUGCAGCGGUCCUGCUCGCAGCGAAGCGGAAACAAAUUGCGGAGAGACGGUCAGCAAGUGGGGUAGAAGCAGAGGCAUGAUUGGUGUUGGAAACAUUCUCCCUUUAUCAUUUGCCCGGAGCUUUAGAACCAUCGCUGUAUAGAACUAGCUUAUAACAAUCUUUC
This is a messenger RNA of Coniophora puteana RWD-64-598 SS2, 369 nucleotides long. RefSeq lists its product as uncharacterized. The transcript has 3 exons. The coding region runs from base 40 to 285 and encodes 81 amino acids. The record is from RefSeq and is a predicted model, not a curated record. Lineage: Eukaryota; Fungi; Basidiomycota; Agaricomycetes; Boletales; Coniophoraceae.